AGGUGGCAAUCAGGGCGGUCCAGCUGCUGCGCUCCUUCCAGCUCUCAGCUGCAGCCGCGGUCCUGUUGCGCUGUCGCCGCUGCAGCCGCCGCCUUAGGUCCCCUUGCACCGCGCCUCUGCUUGGAGGCGGCCUCCCCCCGGCGCCGGGAGCAGACACCAUGUACGGAUUUGUGAAUCACGCGCUGGAGCUGCUGGUGAUCCGCAAUUAUGGUCCGGAGGUGUGGGAAGACGUCAAAAAAGAGGCACAGUUAGAUGAAGAAGGACAGUUUCUUGUCAGAAUAAUAUAUGAUGACUCUAAAACUUAUGAUUUGGUUGCUGCUGCAAGCAAAGUCCUCAAUCUCAAUGCUGGAGAAAUCCUUCAAAUGUUUGGCAAGAUGUUUUUUGUCUUUUGUCAAGAGUCCGGUUAUGAUACAAUCUUGCGUGUUCUGGGAUCUAACGUCAGAGAAUUUCUCCAGAACCUUGAUGCUCUACACGAUCAUCUUGCGACUAUCUAUCCAGGCAUGCGGGCACCCUCCUUUAGGUGCACUGAUGCAGAAAAGGGAAAAGGACUCAUUCUGCACUAUUACUCGGAGCGGGAAGGACUUCAGGAUAUUGUCAUUGGAAUCAUUAAGACGGUAGCUCAGCAAAUCCAUGGCACUGAAAUAGACAUGAAGGUUAUUCAGCAGAGAAAUGAAGAAUGUGAUCAUACGCAGUUUUUAAUUGAAGAAAAAGAAUCCAAAGAGGAGGAUUUUUAUGAGGAUCUUGACAGAUUUGAAGAAAACGGUACCCAGGAAUCACGGAUCAGCCCAUACACUUUCUGCAAAGCUUUUCCUUUUCACAUCAUUUUUGAUCGGAACUUAGUGAUCACCCAGUGUGGUAAUGCUAUCUACCGAGUGCUCCCUCAGCUCCAGCCUGGGAAUUGCAGUCUUUUGUCUGUUUUCUCUCUGGUCCGGCCUCAUAUUGACAUCAGUUUCCACGGGAUCCUUUCCCACAUAAAUACUGUUUUUGUAUUAAGAAGCAAGGAAGGAUUGUUGGAUGUUGAAAAAUUAGAAUGUGAGGAUGAAUUAACUGGGACAGAGAUCAGCUGCUUACGUCUCAAGGGUCAAAUGAUCUAUUUACCUGAAGCAGACAGCAUACUUUUCCUCUGUUCUCCAAGUGUGAUGAAUCUGGACGAUUUGACAAGGAGAGGUUUGUACCUCAGUGACAUCCCUCUGCAUGAUGCCACUCGAGACCUCGUUCUUCUGGGAGAACAGUUCCGCGAGGAAUACAAACUCACCCAGGAAUUGGAAAUCCUCACAGACCGACUGCAGCUCACAUUACGAGCUCUGGAAGAUGAGAAGAAAAAGACUGACACGUUGCUCUACUCUGUCCUUCCUCCCUCUGUGGCCAACGAACUGAGACAUAAGCGCCCUGUGCCUGCCAAAAGAUAUGACAAUGUCACCAUCCUCUUCAGUGGCAUUGUGGGAUUCAAUGCUUUCUGUAGCAAACAUGCGUCGGGAGAAGGAGCCAUGAAGAUUGUCAACCUUCUCAAUGAUCUCUACACCAGAUUUGACACACUGACUGAUUCCCGGAAAAAUCCAUUCGUUUAUAAGGUGGAGACUGUUGGUGAUAAGUACAUGACAGUGAGUGGUUUACCAGAACCAUGCAUCCACCAUGCUCGAUCCAUUUGCCACCUGGCCUUGGAUAUGAUGGAAAUUGCUGGCCAAGUUCAAGUUGAUGGAGAAUCUGUUCAGAUAACAAUAGGGAUCCACACUGGAGAGGUCGUGACCGGGGUCAUUGGCCAGAGGAUGCCUCGUUACUGUCUUUUUGGCAAUACUGUCAACCUCACAAGCAGAACGGAAACCACUGGAGAGAAGGGGAAAAUAAAUGUGUCUGAAUAUACAUACAGGUGUCUCAUGACCCCAGAAAACGCUGAUCCUCAAUUCCACUUGGAGCACAGAGGCCCAGUGUCCAUGAAGGGCAAAAAGGAGCCAAUGCAAGUUUGGUUUCUCUCCAGAAAAAAUACAGAAUCAGAGGAAACACAGCAGGAUGAUAACUGAGCCUCGGAUGGUCGGAUGAAGAGGACGGAGGAUUACUGCUAACACAGACCAGCAGAGGAGAAGGUUGCCUGUGGAGUCUGAUUGUUUGCUUUGUCCUUUUCAGUUAUCCUUGGCCUUUCUCCUAGGUAUAUCUUUUACUAUUCACUAUUUAACUUUAUCUCUGCUUCCAAUUAUUUUUCAGGUUUUUCUAUAUUCUGACGUUUGGCUUUAGAGGUGAAUGAUGUGAGCUUUAUGUGUCUUAACAUCCACUACAAGCCCCACCUAAAUGGUGAUUUGCAAGUAGUGGGCACCCAAUAAAUAUUUGUUGAAUUUAUUAAAAUGAAACUGAGCAGUCUUUGGCCAACUGGCUAGCUAACCAUGGUUUGCCAAUUCUGUUUAGUGUUCCCUAUAUAUGUAUAUUUUCAUGACGAUAGCCUAUAUCGAAGUUUCUAUUGUGUUGGUUGGCAUAAAUCAUUGUAGAAAUCAUUUUAUAAAGGAGUGAAUUCUUAGAUUUAGGGGAAAUGUGAUUUAUUUUCAGACUUUCCAAAUAAGAAUAAAUAGACCAGGCUAAGAAAAUAGUGACUAUUUUGAAGUAUGCUUCUUUCCCUUUGGUAAUAUAGAAUAUACUUUUCUGUUACUAAAAUGUUCGGUUGUUCAUUCAAAUCCUAUGGCAAUUGUGAUUCCUCCAAAAUGCUAUCUUUUGUAUGUUAUCCCUGCAUUAAAUCUCCCUAGCCACACACAGCUGUGAUGGAAACCUUGAGCUGGUGAUGCAUUACCUUGGGAUGAAUGUGGGGUUCUUACCACAUCCUCAAGUAAGGAGAAAAGCACUGCUUUUCUGGGAUCUGCCUGAUGGUCAGAGCCAUCUUCAGCCUUUUACUCCCGGAAUUAAACUUUGUCUUAGUUGAGAAGCACAUGACUCCAUCUAGAGCUUCCAGCUAAGAAAUAUUAAUUUAUAUUGACAUAGAAUGCUUUCUGAUUGGGCUAAUAAUUGACCCGUUGUUCUUUAAUGUCUCCAAAAAUAUAUGAAUGUCUAUCUUUUUAAAAUAGAGUGCAACUACUUUUGUGUAAAAAAAUGCUUGUCUUUAUAUUUAGUAUUUCAUAUCAGCACAUCAAUAUAUGUAUAAAUGUUCCAUGUUAAUGUGUAAAAGAAUUGGCAAUAAAUUAUUUUUUCCACUUGUC
This is a messenger RNA of Sorex fumeus (smoky shrew), 3176 nucleotides long. RefSeq names its product guanylate cyclase 1 soluble subunit beta 1 (gene GUCY1B1). Gene Ontology annotation, biological process: cGMP biosynthetic process; response to oxygen levels. The transcript has 14 exons. Gene Ontology annotation, cellular component: guanylate cyclase complex, soluble. Lineage: Eukaryota; Metazoa; Chordata; Mammalia; Eulipotyphla; Soricidae. The coding region runs from base 159 to 2018 and encodes 619 amino acids. The record is from RefSeq and is a predicted model, not a curated record. Gene Ontology annotation, molecular function: guanylate cyclase activity; heme binding.